Molecule: messenger RNA, 939 nt
Organism: Trichomonas vaginalis G3
Lineage: Eukaryota; Parabasalia; Trichomonadida; Trichomonadidae
Product: chitinase family
Exons: 1
Coding region: 1-939 (312 amino acids)
Source: RefSeq, a predicted model, not a curated record
AUGUUUGCCGCUCUUCUUUGCGUUCGCCAAUUUAGGCGAGUUCCAAAUUUCCAUCAAAGGAUCCCACAAUAUCGUUCAGUACGCUCACCAAAGCUUCUUCCUAGAGAAUUAGAAGAAUCCCGUCCACGUCAUAUCCAAAGAGUUCAUCGUCACCAUCAUAGAUAUCCAACACGUGGUGCUGAGGAAAACGUUUAUGUUCCAUUCCUUGGAGAAGUCCAAUUACCAACUCUUCCAACAAUUCAGCUUCCAAAGAUCGAAAUACCAAAGAUCGAAAUUCCAAAGGUCACAUUACCAUCACUUCCAUCUAUCCAGUUGCCGACACUUCCAUCCAUCCAAUUGCCAACAGUCCCAUCAAUCCAAUUACCAACAAUUCCAGGUCUUCCAACAAUUGCACCUGCCGCUGCAGCACCAGAUGUAACUCCAGCCGCAACAGGCAUUGUCAAUGAUGACCAAAUGAGAAGAAUGGGUUGGACAAACUACAAUCUUGCCGAUCUCAACAACUGCCUUAACAGAUUUUCAAUCAACACACCACCAAGAAUUCGCCACUUCAUUUCUCAGUGCUCACAUGAAUCUGGCAACGGCCGCUGGACACGUGAAAUCGCUGAUGGUUCUGCAUACAAUGGCCGCUAUGACCUCGGAAACACACAACCAGGCGAUGGUCCACGUUUCAAAGGCGCUGGUUACCUUCAAUUAACUGGCCGCAAUAACUAUCAGGCUUUCGCUAACUACAUGAAUGAUCAGAACAUCAUGCAAGGCGUUAACUACGUUGCUGAUAAAUAUCCAUGGACAUGCAGUGGAUUCUGGUGGAUGCGCAACGGAAUGAACGCUCUUUGCGACAAUGGAGCAAGCUGCAAUGAAGUUACACGCCGUGUUAAUGGUGGUUACAAUGGACUUGCCGAUCGCCGCGCUAAGUAUCAACUUGCUUGCACCAUCUUCUAA